Molecule: messenger RNA, 1261 nt
Organism: Lactuca saligna
Lineage: Eukaryota; Viridiplantae; Streptophyta; Magnoliopsida; Asterales; Asteraceae
Source: the annotation of a GenBank genome assembly
GAGAAGCCCAAAUUCUGGUUUUUCUUCCUUUAAUGCCCCCAAACGCCUGUACCUCGUUCAAAAUCAGCCUCCACGCUUCUUCUUCACACAGCUGCAAUUUCUAUCCCACCGUCACCACCGACCCUUCUCCGAUCUCCGGCGCCACCAGCUACAGUCUCACCUUCUCCAAUCUCCUCGAUCCACCAUUGUUAAACAAAACAAUAGAGACAUGGGCAAGAAAGGAUCCCCUGCAUUUUCUGGACCUCAAAUGUCAGUCACAAUUAGAGAAGCUUCAACAGGGAAGAAACACACAAAUGCCAAAUCUUCAUUAAAAUUACAACAUAUAAAGAAUCUCGCAAUGUGGGCGACUCACGAUGCAUCCAUACCUUCAUUGGGUGCUUUUUUUAGUCACCAUUUUGCAGCUUCUUCAGAGGCUUUGGCGACACCAGUUGAUCCAUCCUUGUUUACUUGUCAAAGAUGUGAAUCUAUACUUCAUCCUGGCUACAAUUGUACAAUUCGAAUUGAAAACAACAAGAAAAAAGCUCGACAAAAAGGCAAGAAAUCUUGUCAUUAUCCUCAAAACAACAUUGUCUACACUUGUCAUUUUUGUAUGCACAAAAAUAUGAAAAGAGGCACUCCAAGAAACACGAAUCCACCAAAGCCCAAACCAAACACUAUACUAGCUCCACCAUUAAACGACCCUGACAAGGGUAAAAUGGGUAUUUUAGUAAAAAACGACUCUGAUCCAGCAAUUCCGACAUUGACAUUGUUGGAGUCCAAGAAGAAGAGGAAUAGGUCAGGGGCUAAGAAGAAGGUGGCAUAUGAUCCAAAUGCAGAAAAAUCAGAGAAUGCAUCUACUAAUAGAAAAAGAAGAAAAUCUUGGACUAGUUUGAAGGAGAUUGCUGAAAGUAAUGACAAUGAUAAUCGCCAAAAGUUGAUGAACAUAACAAUCCCAUUUUCAAUGGAGUAAAGAGUUAUUUAUUUAUUUAUGUUUAGUUGAUAAUGAUGUAGAUAUGUUGGUUAAAAUUAUAGAGUUUUUUGUUAUAAACAUUUGUUUCGAAUUGCUAUAUGGUCCAUGGUUUGAAUACAACUAAAAUAUAAGUGACUAAGGGGCUGUUUGUUUCCCCACUUAAUGAUCCCAUCAAGAGAUUGAAUCUUAACCAUUAAGAUUCAGACUGUUUGGUUGAACCCUUUUCCCUCUCUUAAUGGGUAAGAUGUGCCAAAAAACGAUCUGAUUUGAUAAGACAAGAAAAGGAGUUCCUUAGCCUACCAACAAACGUCC